Molecule: messenger RNA, 1285 nt
Organism: Arabidopsis arenosa
Lineage: Eukaryota; Viridiplantae; Streptophyta; Magnoliopsida; Brassicales; Brassicaceae
Source: the annotation of a GenBank genome assembly
GCCGUCGCGUUAGAUCCCACCGGAAACCAGUCAUGGCGACGGGGACAACUCCUUCUGCCGCUAAUCUUUUCACCAACUCGACGCGUUUCGAGUUCUCAUCCGCUGAUGCGCCUCCUUCAAAACUCUCUCUCUCCUCCGAUCAGCUCAAUCACUGCCUCCAAGCUCUCGGCGUUUUCCGGGGAAAGAUCCAAGAUCCUGACUCGAUCGCUCAAGAGUUUGCCGGUUUACAGGCUAAUAGGAUGUGGCCAUCGGAGAUGCUGCUAAACAGUACAGUGGCUACGAACAGUGUCAAUACUGAAAAAAACAGAUACAGUGAUGUUGUUCCAUUUGACAAGAACAGGAUUGUUCUGAAUCCAUGUAAAGACUAUAGAUCAUCUGCAAAAGGAUAUGUGAAUGCAAGCUUAAUUAAGACGUCGGAUUCUGAGAGUAUUUCUCAGUUCAUAGCUACGCAAGGUCCUUUACCACGUACGAUGGAGGACUUCUGGGAGAUGGUUAUUCAGCAGCAUUGCCCAAUCAUUGUCAUGCUCACUCGAUUGGUUGACAAUAAUCUGAUGGUUAAAUGCGGGGACUAUUUUCAAGCCGAAGAUGGACCUAGAGAAUUUGGCAACAUAUCUGUUACGACAAAGUGGACAAAGUCUAUUGACACUUCAUUGAUGUUACGGAAUCUUGAGGUUAACUACAAGGAGACAGAGAAUCAGCCCAUGUCCGUUUUGCAUAUUCAGUAUCCAGAGUGGCCUGAUCAUGGAGUUCCCAGGGAUACUGUGGCUGUCCGUGAAAUUCUAAAAAGAUUAUAUCAAGUACCGCCUAGUCUCGGCCCAAUCAUUGUGCAUUGCAGUGCAGGUAUAGGAAGAACCGGAACCUACUGUGCCAUACAUAACACAAUCCAGAGAAUUCUUGCUGGGGAUAUGUCUGCGUUGGAUCUUGCUAAAACCGUGGCAACAUUUCGAAGCCAACGCAUUGGCAUGGUUCAAACCAUGGAUCAAUACUUCUUUUGCUACACCGCUAUUGUUGAUGAAUUAGAAGAUCUAACCGCAGGGACAGAUGCUGGAACGAGUUCUUAAAGCUGAAGGGUUCUUCUGCUUAGAGAGGAAAAAAAGCUUCUACGCAACUGUAUCGUUUUCUUAAUGUGUGAUUCAUGAAGAAACCGGCGUGGAUAAAUCUUUAGUGUUUCCUCUAAAAUCAAAAGACUACAAUUUCUGUAAAUUUCCAGAUGUGAUAGGCUUUUAGUGUUACUUUUGUUGUGGAAAUGCUUGAUUAAAGAAGCAAAUGAAAAUUUGCCAAUGCA